AUGGUAGGUCAUGACGGGUACCGGUUGACCAACAUGGGCUACGACUACCUGGCGCUGAAGUCGUUGACGCUGCGCGGGUCGGUCGCCGGGUUUGGGAACCAGAUUGGGGUGGGCAAGGAGAGUAACAUCUACACGGUGGGGGAUGAGGAGGGCAACCCGUUGUGCUUGAAGUUGCACCGGUUGGGACGGGUUUGCUUCCGGAACGUGAAGGAGAAGCGGGACUAUCACGGGAAGCGGCACAAGAUGAGUUGGUUGUAUUUGUCGCGGAUUUCGGCGACGCGGGAGUAUGGCGACGCGGUGCCGCGUCCGGUGGACUUUAACCGGCACUGCGUAAUUAUGGAGCUGGUUGAUGGGUACCCGUUGACGAACGUGGCCGAGGUGGGCAAUGUGGAGCAGUUGUACGAUGAUUUGAUAAACUUGAUUGUGCGGUUGGGGAAUUGCGGAGUUAUUCACGAAGAUUUCAACGAGUUCAACGUGAUGAUCACGGAGGAGGACCAGCGGCCGAUCUUGAUCGAUUUUCCCCAGAUGGUGUCAACGCCGCAUCCGAACGCGGAGAUGUACUUUGAUCGGGACGUGCAGGGCGUUCGGGAUCUGUUCCGGAAGAAAUUUGGGUAUGAAAGUGAAGAACAUCCCAAGUUUAGCAAUCUGGAGCGGGAGGAUGAGCUGGACCGGGAGGUUCUCUGCUCUGGGUACGGAUUUACGCAGGAGAUGGAGGAGGAUCUGCAAGGAGUAUCACCAGGAGGGAGGUACCGAGGAAGGAGGAAACUAUUUACGUACCGAAAAUCCAAAAGAAUGUGGCGUUGUGACCGUAAAGGAUUGAACAUUAUGCUGAAAAAUACAGGUUACGAGAAAAAAAACGAUGGGAGCCUGCCGGGACGAGCGGAAGUGAAAUCAUCCGGGGACUCCUGA
Messenger RNA from Culex quinquefasciatus (southern house mosquito), 909 nucleotides. Its product is annotated as serine/threonine-protein kinase RIO2. Lineage: Eukaryota; Metazoa; Arthropoda; Insecta; Diptera; Culicidae. Gene Ontology annotation, molecular function: ATP binding; protein serine/threonine kinase activity. The transcript is spliced from 4 exons. Gene Ontology annotation, biological process: maturation of SSU-rRNA. The coding region runs from base 1 to 909 and encodes 302 amino acids. Gene Ontology annotation, cellular component: preribosome, small subunit precursor; cytosol; nucleus. The record is from RefSeq and is a predicted model, not a curated record.